AUGGACGAUGCGGAUUUGCUUGCUUUAUUGCCAGAAGUGCAAGAUGCUCUGGCCGGAAACUUCGAGGGCAUCGAGUGCACAGUCGGGCCCGGACCCGACCUCUCCUCGAAACCCUUUUUCAUGCCUUUUCCACAUCUCGGCAAGCAGAUCACCUUCCUGCCCGACAUUUCACACGUCGACAACGCCGGUUUCGACCCGGCCGGGCUUCACAGGCUGCCGCUGAGCAAGACCUCAGCGGUGUUCACCGACGGCCAGCCGGGCGCCGCGUUGGAGUUGGUGCUUGGGAGGGGGAGUGACUGGAAGCGGCCACUUAUCGAUUUGUUUACGCGGCUCUACCCCUCAAAGUGGGCAUUUCUCGUGCUCGAGCUCGAAAACGGGCGCACGCUCUUUCAUCUGCUCUCCGCGACUAGUGCACCAAUUUGUGGGACCGGGAAGAAAGAAGACACCCCGGAUUCUGUGGACGCGCAGUCUUCCGCCUCUCCCAGCGAGUCGAGCGAGCCAAAGUCCGGGAAUUACACGCUUUGGAUCGUGCCUGUCAGUCGGGUAUUUGCCAUCCCGCCACCGAAGAAGAAAGUGAUUCGCAGAGUCGUGAAGAAGAAGUCGCCGGGCGCCACGGAGAACGGAACGAACGGGACGAACGGUACCGAGGUGGUGGCCAGCGAAAAGAAGAGGGUCAUCAAAAAAAUCGUGAAAAAAGCGGACGGAACCGAGUCGGUGACGACGGAGACCAGGGUUGAAGGUUCGACCCCGGCGGUGGUCCCCAAGGCUACGGUAGUUAGUAACGGAACCAACGGAAUAGCUACCGAAGCGAAAUCGCCCAUCCUCGAAAACGGCAAGCCUCAACGCCAAAAAUCUCCUUCACCCCUGGAGGUGGAACGAAAAAAGCCUGCCACGCUCUCAUCUACCGAGCCGCUGAACGGCUUGCCCAACGGCUCGACGAAGACGUUGACCAACGGCUCAACCAACGGCUCGGUAAACGGCGCGACCAACGACUUGACCGAGCCGAUGACGUUCGGCUACGGCGACAUUGGCAACGAGGGGCCGAAGAUGAACGGCGGCGCGAACACAACGACGAUCACCCAAGAACGAAAAAAUGCGCUGCUCUCGAAGUACCUGAACGGGAACCGGAGCACCGACGAGAAACCACAAGAAGAAGCGCCGGAGAGCCCGGUGUCCAAGACGAACGGCUAUCACUGCGAUGAGAGGACGGUGAAUGGCAGUAGCGGAUAUGGGAGCGAGACGAACGGCUUGGAGGCGGGCAGCAGCAGCUCCUCCCUCCUGACCUCAUCGUGGGUAUCUACAGUACCCUCUGUCGCAUCCCUCUCUCGAUCCCCAUCAACCUCAUCAACCAUCCGCCCGGAAGACUUUGACCACGCCUCCACCAGGACUCGCUCCGAACGGCUACGGCAGCGCCUCGCUAGCCUGGACCGUCAGAAUGGUGUGGAAAGGAGCGGCAGCUCGGCCACGGUGGAUAGGCAAGAAGAACCCGGCUCCUCGCUGAACGGCGCCGACUCGUUGACGGAUCUACGAAAACGGCUGACCGGACUGACGCGCGACACGAGCUUCACCAGCAGCAGUACGACCAUUAAUGACAAGUUCCAAUCAGCGCUGCUGGCCUCCCGGAAGUCGAGUCUUGUCGAGUCGGGCCAGUUGCAGCCAUCUGGAUCGAGGAGUUGCAUCGGGGAACCCAGCCGAAAGAGCCGAUCACCACCCCUAGGGCCCAUUGUCGAGGUCGUGACACCAGAGGGGAGACGCCGUUCCGAAUGUGACAUUUGCACCGAUCCGCUGAUAAACUGUGGAUGCGGGGGAAAAGCUGCGCGUCGAAAGGCCGAGGUGGAGCGCUCGAUGACGCCAGCACAAAUGGGUGCACCGGAAAUGCCGAGCCAAUCCGGUGACCUCCCUUUCGUCGUGCUCAACAAGGCGCUGCGGUUGAUGAGCUAUCAGGAGCUGGCACGUCUUCGGCAAGUGCACCCCCAUUGGGACGAGAUUUGCGGGCAGAUGCUGAACAGCGGCUACUAUCAGCUCAUCGACAAGUCGGACAAGCUAUUAAUGCGUCUGCAGCGGCUUGUGCAAAAGGAUCCUGGGCUCUACUAUCCGACCAGCGUGCUCACCAAUAUUCAGGUCCACAUCCUCAACCAGGUCGACGUCAUGCGAGCCGCGUUGGAUGAGGGAGUCGGCUGCUUCCCCUACGGCAUUCUCCUCGACAAGACAUUCGGCUUUCUGAAGCAGAUCGAGGACAUGAUCAACAGCGGCAAGCAGACUGACGUCUCCUGGGAGUCUGUAGCCGUUUUGGCCAAGCGAGCCUCGAUGCACUAUAAGGACAACUUGGAGGGAAUCAUGGAAGAACGACUUGGGGAAAGUGCUCGGCUGAAGGCAGCGCACAAGCUCAUCCGGCUCGACUCGUUCUUGGUGGAGACCUCUGUGCAGAAGAUGGAAAAGGAUAAUGCGAAGACCCGAGACGACAUCAUGUGGGAGAUGGAACAACUACAACAAUCGAAUGAAAAACUCCGAAAAGACAACCGCGAACUGAAGCAGAACCAGAUGAAGCUGGAGGCCCGCAUCGACAUCCUCGAGCAAAAAUUCAAAACGAUGGCGCGCCUAUUUUCA
Messenger RNA from Mesorhabditis spiculigera, 2607 nucleotides. The record is from the annotation of a GenBank genome assembly. Lineage: Eukaryota; Metazoa; Nematoda; Chromadorea; Rhabditida; Rhabditidae.